CAAAAAAAAGAAGAAAAAGCGAAAUUGUAUCAAAAGCCGCACAUUCGCAUUCAGUCAACGAGCAGCUCUUUGACGCCGCAGACCUCAACGAAAUUGGUAAGACGGCGACAACAAAUUGGUAAGAUCACGAUGACGAUGCCGCCCUGGAAGCUGUGGACGCUUCUGGCUCUCACACUGGCUCUGACUGUGGGCCUGGCCAACGCUUUGCCCUCGCCCAUGCUCUACAAGCGCAAUCCAGACGAGAAAUACGAGGCCGAUCUGGUUGCAGUGUCCUCGACCGUUAUUCCGCUGACGGUGCUCGAGGUGAGCUACGGAUUGGGCGGCAAGCCCAGCGAUGCCUACAAAGCUAACUAUUUGCGCAAGUUGCGCAAGCAGCUGCUAGAGCGAGACAGCAACAUUAACAGCAGCGACAACGGCGACAACAGCAGCAGCAGCAGCAGCAGCAGCGAUGCAGAUGUGCUGAUCACAGUUAAGUCCAAGCAGCAGCUGCAGACGGCCAAGGUGAAGGCCGUUUAGUCGGUGCAACUGUGGCAACUGUGGCAGCCACCAAACUGCAACGCAAAGAAACGCUAUUUUUCAAAGUGGGCGUGGGCGUCGAUGAGAUCAGUCCAACAACAACAACAACAACAGCCAAUUGUCUAGUUAAUAAAAACUCGACUCGAAUAAAUAAUAAAUCUAGCAAUUUGAGUGGUUUUUGCCUUAUUGGGCAACAUGACCAAAAAUUAACGCUAGAUGACGUCACAGCUUAA
Drosophila grimshawi is the source of this 749-nucleotide messenger RNA. RefSeq lists its product as uncharacterized. The coding region runs from base 130 to 516 and encodes 128 amino acids. NCBI's taxonomy places the organism in Eukaryota, Metazoa, Arthropoda, Insecta, Diptera, Drosophilidae. The record is from RefSeq and is a predicted model, not a curated record. The transcript has 3 exons.